Pomacea canaliculata is the source of this 2382-nucleotide messenger RNA. RefSeq lists its product as uncharacterized. The coding region runs from base 466 to 1923 and encodes 485 amino acids. NCBI's taxonomy places the organism in Eukaryota, Metazoa, Mollusca, Gastropoda, Architaenioglossa, Ampullariidae. The record is from RefSeq and is a predicted model, not a curated record. The transcript is spliced from 2 exons.
GCACCUGCAAAAGAUAAACCAAGCACCAAACUAUAAUCAGCACCUGCAUCUACCUGCACAUCUCAGUCACCUGGGUAGCAGGGUUGUUCCGCAUCCGUCCGUGAUGCAUCCACCACCAUUUCUACCUACCUAUUUGAUACAGCAGCCUACUCACGCGUUUGACCAGCAGUCUCUCCCUGUGUACCCAAAUUUGCAGUUUCCUCAACCGUCUUACCUUUCCCAGGUGAUUCCCCAGCAAUAUCCCAAUCACCCGCAAGUUGUCUACUCACUUCCACUAUCUUUGCAAUCAAUUAAUGAUCCCAUUAUUAUUCAGGGAAAAACAACCCUGCACACCCAGCCCCAACAGUGCAGAACUUAUCUCCCUCUUCCCAUGGAGUAAUUCAAACUGUGCAACCCUCCCAGUUAACUCCUCAGAUUAUUUACUUGUCUGAAGGAAGGUACCAGCCUUCCCACCCGUCGAAUGGAAUGACUUAUAUUCUUUACCCAUCACAAGGGUACUACCAUUUACCUCCCUCUAACCUCAUGGCUCCAUCUCUGGUGUGGGGUCAAAGGCUGGCGUAUGAUGCCUCACAGAUUCCCAUCGGUCCAAGAAAAAAUGGCAAUGACAUCAACCAAUAUUUCAAUCUGUCUGAACCUGAAAUCAGCAAGACUCAGGCUGUUGUUAAUGAGAGCGCAGUCCUGGAUUCUUUGCCGUCUGCAUCUUCUGAUCAGGGUUUGAACUUUCCAGUCACUCUUCAGGAGACGAAAUCACAACAAAGCCUACCUGCCUCUGUGGAGCGCAAAAGCCAAACGCCUACUACUGCUUCCAACGCCAUUUCUGUUGCAAGUCUGAGGUUCAACGCCAGUGAUUCACCAAAGCAUACAGUAGGUGUGUCGUCCACGGGAUCGACGCUACUGUCGCUUGUAAGAUCCAACCAAUCAACAUCAGGUGGUACCACGCAGCCUACAGUAGAGGCGUCGUCCGGACGGUUCCGCCAAUCGUCUCACUUAGGAUCCAGCCAAUCAUUCAUAGGAUCCAACCAAUCAUCAUCAUCCACGGGAUACAACCAAUCAUCCAUAGGAUCCAGCCAAUCAUCAUCAGGCGGUACCACUAUGGCGUCGUCCGCAUGGCCCCGCCAAUCGUCUCAUUUAGGAUCCAACCUAUUAUCGCUUUUAGGAUCCAGGCAAUCGUUUUCCGGCGUCUUUCUGGAUCCGCCAAGCCACAGAGCCGCUCACCUACUGGCGCGCGAGAUGGGGCUGGUUCAGUAUUACGAGGCGCAUGGCUGUGUCGACCCAAAUCUCCACCUACCCGCAGGAGCUAACGGGAUGGGUCUGGCGCUCUCUUGUUCGGCGCCGCAGUCGCAGUUGCUGUGUCAGGCCGUGGGUCACAACUCUGAACGAAUAAUGACCAACAUGGGGGCUCCGCCAUCCGUCAACAGCCUUUUCGAGUUCUGCCUGUCGCAAAGCACCAUCCGCCGGCUUCUCACGGGUGUCAUGCAGACAGACAGGGUCGCCACGGACCCCGCGCUGACGAUGAUGAUGACGUCAAAAGUACUAGGGGAAGGAGACCCUGCGUUGACGGCUAUGGUCAUGAUGCGCGCGCUUGCAGGUAGUGGCACGGCCAUUUCCGGUGCGGGCGGAAACAAAACCCUAACAGGUGGCGCCACUUCCGUGCCACGUUCGGAGUCCUCACCAGUUGGUCAUGUAGAUCAAGGUGCACAACAAACGGGAGAUUUGAUCAGUCGGUGUAAAGACGUCGUGCUGAUGCUGAUGAUGAGGCCAGAAGUCACGCUACUGGACGCCAUCGAGGACAUCAGGCGGCAGCUGAUGCCGUAUCAGUGCCAGGAGAUGACGGCCGGGAGAGGCGUGACCUUCAGGAUGUGUUGUCCCGGACACGUUCACUCACCCACGUACGAAGACCUCGCUGUGACGUCAAUGGCUUAGACCAGAUUCAUUGAUGACCACUGGCCUCGCGUUAGGAUUGAUUUGUUUCUCCGUUCUUCGUUUUUUGUUUUUUUGGUUUUUUUUAAAUUUUUGUUUGUUUUUUUUUUUGGUUUGUUUUUUUGUAUUUACUUCUUGUUAUUCUUCGGUUUGCUUUUGUUUGUUUGCCUUUCUUUCCUUCAUGUUAUUGAGACAGUCGGUGCCAUAUAGCAGACAUGUUAGGCAUACAUAAUAAUUUUCCCAAAUUGUAAUUCUGUCUCGAGUUGAAACGGUAAAUUGUUUUAUAUUGUAGCCUCAAAGUGUCCCAAUGUUGCAAUGCAAACAUUGACCAAGUCUUCCGAUGUUGAAAUUUUAAAUGCCACACUGUUGCAGUGUUGCAAAGUCCCGGUGUCGCGAUGCUGUGUCAUCACUAUGCAAUAAAUACUUCCAUCGCAUUUUACAGGUGGAGGAUGCAAUAUUUUA